Molecule: messenger RNA, 6899 nt
Organism: Nerophis lumbriciformis (worm pipefish)
Lineage: Eukaryota; Metazoa; Chordata; Actinopteri; Syngnathiformes; Syngnathidae
Gene: vps4a
Product: vacuolar protein sorting 4 homolog A
Biological process (GO): endosomal transport; vacuole organization
Molecular function (GO): ATP hydrolysis activity; ATP binding
Source: RefSeq, a predicted model, not a curated record
UUGUGCGUUGAGUAUUCUGUAGUUGUCAAGCCUGCUAGCAAACAUCACAGGAUUAGCUUUGUAUUGUCAUGUUGAUACCAGGAUUUAUGUUGUAUUCGCUUGUAUUCUGCGUGGAAGGAAAGUAAAUCUGUGUGGGCAGCGAAAGUGUGAGAUGAAAUGUCAACGUCAACAUUGCAGAAAGCGAUCGACCUUGUGACCAAAGCCACAGAAGAAGAUAAGGCUAAGAACUACGAAGAGGCGUUGCGACUUUACCAACAUGCCGUGGAAUAUUUUCUACACGCCAUUAAAUAUGAAGCCCACAGCGACAAGGCGAAGGAAAGCAUUCGAGCAAAGUGCAUGCAGUAUUUGGACCGAGCGGAGAAACUGAAGGACUACCUGAAGAACAAGGACAAGCAAAGCAAGAAACCUGUGAAGGAGUCACAGAGCAAUGACAAGAGUGACAGUGACAGUGAGGGUGAAAAUCCAGAGAAGAAGAAGCUACAAGAGCAACUUAUGGGUGCAAUUGUGAUGGAGAAGCCCAAUGUGAGAUGGAAUGAUGUGGCUGGACUAGAAGGAGCCAAAGAAGCUCUGAAGGAAGCCGUCAUCCUUCCCAUCAAGUUUCCUCACCUCUUCACAGGUAAGCGGACGCCAUGGAGGGGCAUUUUGCUGUUUGGACCACCAGGGACGGGGAAGUCGUACCUGGCAAAGGCUGUGGCUACUGAGGCCAACAACUCCACUUUCUUCUCCGUCUCGUCCUCAGAUCUCAUGUCCAAAUGGCUGGGCGAGAGUGAAAAACUUGUAAAGAAUCUGUUUGACCUGGCCCGCCAGCAAAAACCUUCCAUCAUUUUCAUCGAUGAGGUGGACUCACUAUGCGGUUCCAGGAACGAGAAUGAGAGCGAAGCAGCUCGCAGAAUCAAGACAGAAUUUCUGGUCCAAAUGCAAGGUGUGGGAAACAACAACGAUGGUAUUUUGGUACUGGGGGCCACCAACAUUCCCUGGGUGCUUGAUGCUGCUAUUCGGAGAAGAUUUGAGAAGCGUAUUUACAUCCCGCUACCAGAAGAGCCGGCCCGUGCACAGAUGUUCCGCUUGCAUCUGGGCAACACACCUCAUAGCCUGAGUGAGGCGGACCUGCGACAGCUUGCCCACAAGACAGACGGCUACUCUGGUGCUGACAUCAGUAUCAUCGUACGGGACGCCCUAAUGCAGCCUGUUAGGAAGGUCCAGUCUGCGACACACUUUAAAAAGGUACGUGGACCAUCACGCAGCAACAACCAGUUAAUGGUGGACGACCUAUUGACCCCGUGUUCCCCUGGUGACCCCACUGCCAUAGAAAUGACUUGGAUGGACGUGCCUACUGAUAAGCUGCUGGAGCCAAUAGUCUGCAUGUCCGACAUGCUGCGUUCUCUGUCCACCACGCGGCCAACAGUCAACACUGAAGACCUGCUGAAGGUGAAGAAGUUCACUGAGGACUUUGGGAUGGAAGGCUGAGUGUGACGAGUCACAGUCGGUACCGUUGUUCCCUCUUGCUCCAUCUCAAGGUAGAUGAAUGGAAAAAGGCGAGAUUUUCUCUUAUUUAAUCCUCCAGUCUGCUACGUUUGCAUCUUGGAGAGCUGACUAAAUCCUAGCAUAGAAAACUCUGACGCUCCAUUGCAGCAGAAAAAGUCACUUGAUGACGAGCAGGUUGUUCUAUUUUAUUUUGGCUAUAGGAUGACGUGUUGAAGGAGGAAGAAUCAGGUGACCAAAUGUUUUUAUUUAACACCUGUGUGUUUAAUCACGUUGAGCAGUCAUUGCUGCCAUGUGUUGCUUGAGGUCAGCCAUUCUGCACAUUUUAGUAUCGUCCAGUAGCAAGUAAAUACUUUGGACUUGAAAUGAAGAAUUUUGUCUUUCAUUUGUAAAUGGUGAUAAUGAUCAAAAUAAAACACUGGACAAAAACUACAGUGGUACCUCAGCUUUCGUACUCCCCAUUUUUCAUAUGAUUUAAUUUUUAAACAAAAUUUUGCGGGUUUCAUAGACGGUCUUGGUUAUCAUAAAUUGUUUAACAAACUUACCUGAUUGAUACGCUGGCAACAACAACGUUGGUGACUCUGUUUUCUGCACUUUUUUUAUUGAUCGCAAAAUAAUCCACCAUGGGGCCAAAGAAAGUUGUGAGUGACAGAACUAUGAUAAGUAACAGGUGUGUCCAAACCUUUUCCAGAAUUGAUGAAGGGUGAUACAUUUUAAAUAUUCAAGAUAUUGAAACCAUAAAAUGUAGAUUAGCGCCGCAUGAUUUUAGGGAAAAUACUGAAUCCUGAUUUUAGAUUGUAUUCAUAAAACUGUUAAAAUAAGGAGUAAAGGAAAUUUUACUUUUUGUUAAUAUAUUUUUGUCUCUUGUUCAAUCAAUCAAUCAAUAUCCUUUAUUUAACUAGGUAAAAACUCAUUAAGAUUCAAAUCUAUUUUCCAAGAGUGAAAAACAAAGUUACAGAAAAACAUAUAAGAACAACAAAAACAGCAGCAGUCACAUACCACAAUUAAAAAAUAAAUGACUUACAUACAUCAACAUAAACACAUGUGGUAGGUCAAAUCAAUGUAUAAAAUGUUGACCGUGUCUGGUAUGUUAACGUAAGAAAUUAUGGUAAGAGUCAUUCAAAUAACUAUAACAUAUAGAACAUGCUAUACGUUUACCAAACAAUCUGUCACUCCUAAUCGCUAAAUCCCAUGAAAUCUUAUACGUCUAGUCUCUUACGUGAAUGAGCUAAAUAAUAUUAUUUGAUAUUUUACGGUAAUGUGUUAAUAAUUUCACACAUAAGUCGCUCCCGAGUAUAAGUCGCUCCCUCGGCCAAACUAUGAAAAAAACUGCGACUUAUAGUCCGAAAAAUACGGUAGAUGAAGCCCAUGCUUUCGGUCCUCUCAGAAAUCAAACCUGGAUCCACUGGUGUGAAAUUUUAGUGUGCUAGGUACCGAGCUAAACGCCUAAGCUGUCAACCGCUGUCCAGUACUAGCUUUUAUUGAUACAACAGGAAAAAAUUACAUUAUAUUAAUAAUGCAUUGCUGCGACAGGACUACCGUUUUGGCUAAUUUCGGGGAUAAAUCAAUGUUUUGUUAUUUUAUUAUUAUUUUUUUUUUACCAAAAAUAUAUUACCUUAUUGUAUGGAACAUUACCUGCAAACAAGCUUACUUUUAGGGGGGGGAAAUGUCAUCACCAAAUAAUGCUUAUGAACAGCAAAGGUAAUAAUGCAUAGAUGGCCGCCACUGCACACACUUAAUGCCACAGGUCAGAAUGACUUGAGUAACCAUAACACAUUGCUGCGACAGUACAGCGUUUUUCCUCAUUUUUGGACUAAAUGUUUUUUACGACAACAAAUAUAUUUUCUGAUAGUGUGGAGCAUUCAUUUGCGAUCAAAAUUAUUUUUACGGGGAGAAGUUAAAACCGUAAGCAAGAAUGGUGGGAAGGAUAACAGUUAUUUUGUCCGAUGUUGUGGCAAAAUGUGAAUACAAGAAAAAACAGGAAUUUAUACAAUUUAUAAAAUAUAGAAAAGUUUGGAAAGACAAAUGUUUUGAUGGUUGAACAAUUGAAAUUGAUUGAAAAAUGUUGAAGGAGGAGUCGAAAGGAAUGAAAAUCCCGGAAAACGAUGAAUUCCGGUAAAACCGGUAAUUUUGGGAUACGUUUAAUGAACCCGCGUGUCCUGAGAGCGCUGUACAUUUUGAAAUUCUAACAAUAAGAAUCGGAUUUGUAGAGUAGAGUAACAUGCCUUGCGGCAUUAUCACAGUAGCAGUAAUCACCGAUGAUACAUAAAGCUACUCCAGAAUCAAAACAAUAGGCUUUUAUUGUCUUUGCACAUUUAAGUACCAGUAGAGUGGAAAAACAAGUUGCCUCCAUAUUGAAGCUGUUAUCAUAUACAAGGCUGCCAAGUUUCAGAAAAUGACAAGCGUGAGACUUUGGUGGCAUGAUGCAUUUGAAAGAAAAUUGGCGUAUUUUAACACCGAUUUGGCCUGUUUUAAUGUCGAUUUAUACCUAAAGACUGAUAUCCUCACCUCCAACAGCUCUCCCUGCACUGUGGCCUCCUAAUGUUAAUCUUAAUUAACCAGAAUUUAGAAAUGAAAAUCAUCCCCACUGUUUUCUCGGCUGGCUCUUCUGCAUUUGUGUUCUCAAUUUGUAUCUCUUCGACAUCUCCGUCCUCACUGUCCUCAAUAUCUUCUGAUCUCUGUCCAUCUUCCAGUGCUGCCAACUCCUCAGUAAGGAAAGUAGCUAUUGGCUGUCAUAAAAGUUGCUAGAAGUUGAUAGAUGACAACAUUGCCUCAUUUGCAUAAUUGAUUACAAUGGACACUGUAGGAGAGAGAAAUAACGUAGUGGGAGAUGUAAAAAGUGAGCUAAAAAAUGCAAUUUAUGAUUACAAUUUUAAGUACAUUUUCUUCUGUUGAUUAUUAGUUUAGUUGUGUUUUUCUUUGUUCUACGUCGUUAAAUGUUAGGGUAUCAAAUUGGAUCAAAUUACUAAAGGGUUGUGAUAUUUACGGAUAAACCAAAUCUACUAACUGGCAAUAACGUGAAACCCACAAUGCAUUUUGUUUCCUACAUCACUCUUUGCAGUCCUUAAGUGAACACUUUUAUUGUGUACUUAAAGGCCUACUGAAAUGCGAUUUUCUUAUUUAAACGGGGAUUGCAGGUCCAUUCUAUGUGUCAUACUUGAUCAUUUCGCGAUAUUGCCAUAUUUUUGCUGAAAGGAUUUAGUAGAGAACAUCGACGAUAAAGUUCGCAACUUUUGGUCGCUGAUAAAAAAGCCUUGCCUGUACCGGAAGGAGCAGACGAUAUGCGCGUGACGUCACAGGUUGUGGAGCUCCUCACAUCUGCACAUUGUUUACAAUCAUGGCCACCAGCAGCGAGAGCGAUUCGGACCGAGAAAGCGACGAUUUCCCCAUUAAUUUGAGCGAGGAUGAAAGAUCCGUGGAUGAGGAAAGUGAGAGUGAAGGACUAGAGGGCAGUGGGAGCGAUUCAGAUAGGGAAGAUGCUGUGAGAGGCGGGUGGGACCUGAUAUUCAGCUGGGAAUGACUAAAACAGUAAAUAAACACAAGACAUAUAUAUACUCUAUUAGCCACAACACAACCAGGCUUAUAUUUAAUAUGCCACAAAGUAAUCCCGCAUAACAAACACCUCCCCCCUCCCGUCCAUAUAACCCGCCAAUACAACUCAAACACCUGCACAACACACUCAAUCCCACAGCCCAAAGUACCGUUCACCUCCCCAAAGUUCAUACAGCACAUAUAUUUCCCCAAAGUUACGUACGUGACAUGCACAAUGCGGCACGCACGUACGGGCAAGCGAUCAAAUGUUUGGAAGCCGCAGCUGCAUGCGUACUCACGGUACCGCGUCUGCGUAUCCAACUCUAAGUCCUCCUGAUAAGAGUCUCUGUUGUCCCAGUUCUCCACAGGUCAAUGGUAAAGCUUGACUGUCAUCUUUCGGGAAUGUAAACAAUGAAACACCGGCUGUGUUAUCCGGCACAACAGUCAGGGGGUGCAUUCUACGGCGGGGGUGCGUUAUCCGGCACAACACCUGCCGCAAUACACCGCUUCCCACCUACAGCUUUCCUCUUUGCUGUCUCCAUUGUUCAUUGAACAAAUUGCAAAAGAUUCACCAACACAGAUGUCCGGAAUACUGUGGAGUUUUGUGAUGAAAACAGACGACUUAAUAGCUGGCCACCAUGCUGUCCCAAAAUGUCCUCGACAAUCCGUGACGUCACGCGCAGGCGUCAUCAUACCGAGACGUUUUCAGCAGGAUAUUUUGCGCGAAAUUUAAAAUUGCACUUUAGUAAGCUAACCCGGCCGUAUUGGCAUGUGUUGCAAUGUUAAGAUUUCAUCAUUGAUAUAUAAACUAUCAGACUGCGUGGUCGGUAGUAGUGGGUUUCAGUAGGCCUUUAAUGAUCGCUAUAGAAAGUUUUGAUUGUACUUGGAUUGACUUUGUUUCUCAGAGAAAAAAAAUGCUUCAGUUUUCUUACGAUUCUGUUUCCAUCAGAACUUUUUUAAGAGAUUAAUAUCGAAAACUGAGGUACCACUGUGAGUGUAGACAACACACAAAAAAGCACACAUUAGUAAAAAUGAACAUAGAAGAUAUCUAAAAAUGUAAAUCCGAUCAUGGUAGUAUCAACCUGAUUGUGAUAAUACCCUUGAUAUCGAUACUAUUGGUAUUUGAAGCGAUCCAGCCUAACCCCAUAGUUGUUGUGUCAAUAACAACACAAGCUGCGCUUCAAUGAUAACAAAUUAUGAAGAAAUACUUUUGAAGUCUGUUUGAUGGACUAUUCCAAUUCAUGUUUCAUCACCUAAGCUAGAAAAGUCCUCUCAAUAACAAAGAAUCCUUAGAGAAAAAAAAAUCCUGAAUCCAGACGGUGAUCCAGAUCAGCCCCAAAUUGUAAUCACAUGUUCCUGAUCCGAUUUCUGACAUUUCAUUAAAGUUUCAUCAAAGUCUGUCUAUAACUAUUUAAGGUAAUAACACAUCAUGAGUUGCCGAUGCUUCAGUCCUCAGACUUGAUUUCAUCUUUGGCAAUGCAGUACGGUCGUCGUGUACUUAACGGAAACGACAAUCGCAACGCUUACUCCAUCUUCUCUCCUUUUAAUGUGAAUUUCAACCACUCCACUUAGUCCCUCCCACAUUCUGUGGUACUUCCUAUAUGUAAUUUACUCAAAAAUCUACAGUAGGUCUCUGCCUUUUUUACCCAUGUACUGAAAUACACAUGCAGUAUUUCCUCUGUUAUGAACUACAGAACAAGUAUUUAGUCAGAGAUCUUUUCUUCAUGAUGAGCUGAAAGUGGACAAAAGAAGCUGCAUAUUUAUGCACCAGGGUUAGCAGCAUGUGAAUGUGGUGUACUACAGUAGUGUGUACUUUUGGGGGUACACGCAGGUCAAAUUGUUUGUUUAAGCAGGCUUGUGAACUAUAAUAAAAAAGUAACCUUUCA